This is a messenger RNA of Aspergillus uvarum CBS 121591, 1785 nucleotides long. RefSeq names its product Mn(2+) transporter ATX2. NCBI's taxonomy places the organism in Eukaryota, Fungi, Ascomycota, Eurotiomycetes, Eurotiales, Aspergillaceae. The transcript has 3 exons. Bases 242 to 1435 code for a protein of 397 amino acids. Gene Ontology annotation, cellular component: membrane. Gene Ontology annotation, molecular function: metal ion transmembrane transporter activity. Gene Ontology annotation, biological process: transmembrane transport; zinc ion transport. The record is from RefSeq and is a predicted model, not a curated record.
CCCAGAGCUGUCCACCUCCGCCACGUUUUCAGUUCUUAGACACUUCUUACGCCCUCCGCUCUCCCGGACCUUGUCCUCUUAUUCCCUCAUUAUCUUCAGUUGUCCCCUCACGUUCCGCACAUUUUGUUGUCGGGCGUAUACGCACACCGCAGCGCCACCGACGUAGGAUCAGGGGCGUGCCGAGAACAUUAUUUUCGCAAUUGGCAUCAUGAUUGAAACCUUCUAGACCGGCGAAGACACAAUGGAGGGACUUUUCACUCUGCUCGCCCUGAGCAUUGUGAUGGCAAUUACAUCUUUUGUCGUGGGCUCAUUACCACUUGCCUUCACACUCUCCCCUUCCCAGCUGAGGCUAAUAUCCUCCAUUGGUAUGGGAGUAUUGGUUGGAACAUCUUUGAUUGUCAUUAUUCCAGAAGGGGUGGAGACCCUGUACAGCGCGAGCUCGCCUGCCGUCCGCAAUGGUAUCAGCACCCGGUCGACAUCCACAGCCGUCAAUUGGCAAAUACAUAAAUCGCCGGCAGUCAAGGUCUACGAGCCGAGAGAUAUUUUGAGUUUUGAUGAUACAGUCGAGGCGCCUGCGCCGGACUUUGACAGCGUGCCAACUACACCUACGGUACAUGUCACCCGUGAUGAACAAACCCAGAUACAUGAACGGAAAGAAGAAACAUCAGGCGACACCGAACACAAAGCUCAUGAGGAGAAGAACUCGCCUCACGCAUGGAUUGGAAUUGCGCUGAUCAGUGGCUUCAUACUGAUGUACCUCAUUGACAAGCUCCCUGUUUUAGCAUCGCCGAGCAAACAGGAGAGAACCCCCUACCACAUAUCACUGGACAACCUGGGAUCGGGGUUGCGACGGAAUUCAUCCCCGUCGCGGGAAGGAGGUCUCCUGGAUGCUGGAAAUGUCCCCAAAAGUAGUCACAGCUUCGCCACGACUACCGGACUCGUCAUCCAUGCUGCCGCUGACGGAAUCGCCCUGGGUGCAUCCAGUUCCGACUCCGGGCUCAGCUUUAUCAUAUUCCUUGCGAUCAUGGUACAUAAGGCUCCGGCUUCUUUCGGUCUCACUUCUGUGCUGCUUAAGCAGGGACUUUCUAGCCGCACCGCUAGAGCGCAUUUGUUGGUUUUUAGUUUGGCAGCCCCCUUGGGAGCCCUGAUGACUUUCUUAUUUGUGCAAGUCAUGGGCUCGGGCUCUAGCGGCGACGAAAUGAGUACGCGUUGGAGAACAGGUGUACUGCUGUUGUUCUCUGCUGGCACCUUCUUAUAUGUCGCCAUGCAUACGAUGCAAGAAAACAGUCCCAACACCUCACGUGAAUCUCCCGCCAACGGGUAUGGUGAUCCUCGGGAUCUCCCAGCGAAGCACGACAAGUCUAUGAGAGAUCUUAUCGCUUCUGUCGUCGGCAUGAUCUUGCCAUUGUUCCUGCAAUUAGGUCAUGCUCACUAGUCUCAAAGGCCGUAAAGAGGCGAUUCAUUCGGCGCGAUGUAGACUAAUCUUAUAUUGGAUUCUUAUCCUUGUUCGACUCCAUCGAUUUACGAGUGCAUAAUCAGCGAAGGACGUCGCUGCAAAAACAACUCUUCCACAUCCAUUGCUCUUGGGGGAACUGUCUUGUCAUUAUACAUUACACCGGUACUAGGAUUGAUAUCCUUUGUUUGACACUAUAAGUUGCUUGUGAUAUAAACCUUGGUAUAGAAACGGUGCUGCGGUUUUCUGUUUCUUAUCUUUACUACGCAUGGAAGGGAGGGGGGUGCUUCACUUUGUAUAGAUAAUUUCCGUAACAAGUUCAAGUUGUUGUU